Molecule: messenger RNA, 461 nt
Organism: Austrofundulus limnaeus
Lineage: Eukaryota; Metazoa; Chordata; Actinopteri; Cyprinodontiformes; Rivulidae
Gene: wdr83
Product: WD repeat domain containing 83
Biological process (GO): mRNA splicing, via spliceosome
Cellular component (GO): catalytic step 2 spliceosome
Molecular function (GO): protein binding
Source: RefSeq, a predicted model, not a curated record
GUAUACAGGACACAAGAUGAAGGGCUACAAACUUGACUGCUGCCUGUCCAGUAAAGACACACACGUCCUGAGCUGUUCAGAAGAUGGAUAUGUUUAUUGCUGGGACCUUGUGGAGGGGUCUUUGUCCUUAAAGCUGCCGGUGGGGAAAGGGGUUGUCCAGUCAUUGUCCUUCCACCCCACAGAGACCUGCCUCCUCACAGCCAUGGAGGGACGAGUUCAGGUGUGGGGGGCCAAGCCGGAGGAGGCACAGGAUGAAGCUAUGACCUAAUAACAGUCAAAUGGGACUCGAAUGUUGAGAGGAGCUUAAUUUCUGUUUAACAAGCAGGAUUUUCCUACUCGACCAAACUGAUGUGUUUCGUGGUUGCUUGAAACGAUCUUUCUGCCAUGUUCAUUGUCUGUAAAUAUGGGAUUUUUGAAGGUUUGAUUCUUGAGUCAGCAGUAAAAUGUUUUUUAAAAAACAA